UUCUGCUUUCACUUAUAUACAGUGGUUUAGCCAGUAACAUGUUUAAUGCACUUUAGACUUUCAAAUUGCGACAAAAUUGAAACUGCGCUCGAAUCAGCACUUAUAAGAUUCACUAUAGUGGAAGCAAUAUAAGCAACCUUCAUUCUAUAAACAAUCUUCACUUAUUCGGCUUAUUCAAUGGCUGCUCAUGGGAUUCCAGAAGAGGUCUUAAGAAAUGAGGAGUUAAUCAAAGAACUGGAGGCAGUUGCAAAAGAUUCAGCACUGUUGAACGGAGUAUUAAUGCGGACCAAAGAAUCUCCAAACUCUUCCGAGGUGGUGACUUAUGCACCCUUCACACUCUUCCCUUCCCCGGUGCCUACAGUACUAUUUCACCAGGCUCUUGCAAUCGCAACCCACUUUAAUCGGCUGAUCGACAGAGUUAGUCAGAAUUCACGUUUCCUUGAAGAGGCUCUUACAAGCACUAUCAAGGUUGACAAUUUCACUGCAAAACUCUUCAAUAUUUACAGACAAGUUCAACAGGAACCUCAGGACACGGCAAUAGUGCUGGGAUUGAAUCGCUCGGAUUACAUGGUUGAUUAUACCGAUGGGAAAGAAGCCUUAAAACAGAUUGAAAUAAAUACUAUUGCAGCUAGUUUUGGGGGUCUUUCCUCACGAACACCAAAUGUUCAUCGGCAUAUUCUGAAGGUUGCAAACCGGUUGAAGGAAAGCAAACUGAUAUUGGAUAACAAUCCAGCAGCAGGUCUGGCAAAAGGCUUGGCAAUGGCCUGGGAGCUUUAUGGCUCUAAGAGGGCAGUUGUGAUGGUCCUAGUUGAGGACAUCCAGAGAAACAUUUAUGACCAUCGAUAUGUGGAAAAUGAGCUUUGGGCAAGAAACAUUUGUGUAAUAAGAAGGCAGUUUGAAGAUGUGAGUAAAAAUGGAUCUCUGGACCAAAACAAGAGACUGUUUAUAGAUGGACAAGAGAUUGCUGUUGUUUAUUUCCGCAAUGGAUACAUGCCUCAAAAUUACAGAUCUGAACAGAGCUGGGAGGCUCGGUUGAUGAUUGAGCGUUCGUGUGCAGCAAAAUGUCCAGACAUCAGCACACACCUUGUUGGGACUAAGAAGAUCCAGCAAGAGUUGGCUAGACCAGGUGUCCUUGAGAGUUUUUUUCCUGAUGAGCCUGAAACUGUGACUCGGAUUCGUGCAACUUUUGCUGGCUUGUACUCUUUAGACAUGGGAGAGGAAGGGGACCACAAUGUGGAUAUGGCUUUGGCCAAACCGGACCAGUUUGUGUUGAAACCACAAAGAGAAGGAGGAGGGAACAACAUUUAUGGGGAUGAGAUCUGCUGUGUGCUGAAGGGCAUGAAAAACAAGACAGAGAGAACCGCCUACAUCCUGAUGGACAAAAUUAAGCCUCUGCCCACAUUAAACUACCUUUGCAGAAUGGGGGAUCCACUGAGGCUGAAUAUGUGCCUCAGUGAACUUGGUGCUUUUGGAGUCUAUGUUAGGAGAGGAACCGAGAUGUUGAUGAAUGAGUGCGUGGGACACCUGCUCAGGACGAAGAAUUCAGAACAUGCUGAUGGAGGCGUUGCUUCAGGAGUUGCAGUCCUCGACAACCCCCUACUGAUUUAAGUCUUAGCAUAACAUGAGUGAAACAUUACACUGACUGGUAUAUACAUAUACUGGUUUCAUUCCGAUAUUUUUGCUCAUUCUUCUUUCAGCCCUCUGCCCUUUUUUUAAUGUCAUUUGUUUGUAUUAAUUAGCUGAUGUGUAUAUGUGUGGCCACUGAAUAACCUAAAAUGGUACAAAGGUAAGUGGUAAAUUGACAGAGGUGAAAAAAGGUUGUUAACCCAUUAUUUCUUCCCUGAAAAUGUUAACAACUUAGAGCUGUUCUUCAGAUGAUAAAGGUUAAUUAAGCCUUGAAAGCAGUUACUACACCCUCUUAAGCAAUAUUUGGACAGUACUGCAGUAAGUCAUAUAUUUCUCUUACAGUGGUGAUUAACAAAGGAAGACAGACAGCCCAUUAUAUCCCUUAAGAAAACAUAGGUCUUUCCUUUAGAGAAAUUGCAAAGAAAGCCAAGGAGACAGUGAGUACAGUUACUUACACCAUCUUUGAAACUGCUUAAUAAUAGGUUGAUCAGAGGAUAACAGCUUCAAAAGAGAAGACUUUGAGCUGUAGAUUUGACAGUCAAGUGGCAGUUAGGAAAACCACUGCUAUGAUGGCAAAAAAAGAAAAAGAGGCCUAUCUGGGCCAUGAAACCCCACCUACAGGCUACUGAAAACAGAAAGGUCCUGCGGACUGAUUAAUAAAAUUUUGUAAUAUUUGUUUUUUUA
This is a messenger RNA of Silurus meridionalis, 2310 nucleotides long. RefSeq names its product glutathione synthetase (gene gss). Gene Ontology annotation, biological process: glutathione biosynthetic process. Gene Ontology annotation, molecular function: glutathione binding; ATP binding; glutathione synthase activity. The coding region runs from base 178 to 1608 and encodes 476 amino acids. The transcript is spliced from 13 exons. Lineage: Eukaryota; Metazoa; Chordata; Actinopteri; Siluriformes; Siluridae. The record is from RefSeq and is a predicted model, not a curated record. Gene Ontology annotation, cellular component: cytosol.